This is a messenger RNA of Gadus morhua (Atlantic cod), 745 nucleotides long. It is a transcript of the gene tmem14ca, whose product is annotated as transmembrane protein 14Ca. The record is from RefSeq and is a predicted model, not a curated record. Gene Ontology annotation, cellular component: mitochondrial membrane. The transcript is spliced from 4 exons. The coding region runs from base 269 to 592 and encodes 107 amino acids. Lineage: Eukaryota; Metazoa; Chordata; Actinopteri; Gadiformes; Gadidae. Gene Ontology annotation, biological process: regulation of heme biosynthetic process.
AUUGUGUGUGUGCAACGAUGUUACCCAAUAUCUUGGUUGCACAGUUGGUUUUCUGUAAUGGCUGUGUGGUUUCGGGGCAGUCAGACAGGCUUAUCAAUGUGUUUGCAACUGUGAGUGCAUAGUGUUGCACGCACAAGCCAUACUCAAGAUUAUUCAGAAUUUACUAAUUGAGCUCUAGUUGUUCAUAAUUAGCCUCAAUACAAGAGUGCUUUGUAUACAUAAUGGAAAGAAACUAAAAAAUGUUUAUUCUGUUUGACAGGUGUCAAACAUGUCUGUUGAUUGGGUAGGAUAUGGGUACGCAGCCCUGGUCGCCUCCGGGGGGGUAAUGGGCUACGUCAAAGCAGGCAGCGUGCCCUCCCUGGCCGCUGGUCUAGUCUUCGGUGGGCUUGCCGGCCUCGGUGCUUAUCAGGUGUCCAAGGACCCUACUGACAUCUGGAUCUCCCUCGCUACGUCUGGAGCGCUGACAGGCGUCAUGGGAAAGAGGUUCUACGGGUCGAGGAAGUUCAUGCCCGCUGGUCUGGUCGCUGGAGCAAGUCUUCUGAUGAUGGGGAAGCUUAGCAUGGCGUUGCUUCAGAAACCCCAGGACUCCUAAAAUGAUUUCUACUGCUAUGGAAAGUUUUCACUGGAAAUCCACUCUGCAAUAUCUUCAGGACCAGCCUGUCAACACUCGCUAAUAUUGUUUAAAUGCUUUGCAUGUGUUUUGUAAAAAAAAAUGUUAAGUUGAUGAAUAAACAAAUCGUGUUUA